AUGGGUUUGGACAAGUGGAGCUGUAGUGGUUGUGUGGCUCUAGGAGUGGCUGCAAGACUGGCUCUUUUCCAGCUGAAAAGUUUGCUGUCCUAUCUGAUGACCAGAGUUGAGCUCCAGACACCUGCCUCCUCGUGGGAAUCGAUGGAGGAGGGAACCUUCCUCUACCAGAGGGGGAUCUCACCAUACCAGGGAUCCCUAUUUCACAACCAACCGCUUCUGCUGAAGUUUUUCGUGCAACUGCAGACUAUAAGUAGUGUCGUAAAUAUAGACUUACCCUUCGUGUUUAUUCUAAUAUGCGAUGUUCUGACAGGGUACUCGUUGUUCAAAUGUUGCGAGAGUUUUCUCGAAUCGCGAAUGGAGGAGGAAAAACAGCUGGCCAACACAGAGUAUGACAAAGACGCUUACAAAUGCUUCUCGGCGAACAGGCGAACCCCGGAAGCCAGUGCGAAAAUUGUUACCUUGGCCUAUCUUUUGAACCCCUUUACAAUCAUUUCAUGUGCUUGCAAAACGACUUUGCCAAUUGAGCAUAUGCUUUACGCUAGACUUAUUCUUUUCUGCUUGCGAAAGAAUCUGUAUGGAGCCAGUGUGAUUCUAAGUCUGGCAACUUAUCUCUUUAUGUGGCCUCUUUUGCUGUGGGUUCCUGUUUCCUACUUGUUUUCGGAGACACCCAGGUCCAACGAUGGUCAACUAAAAAAGCAGUGUUCUGUGACGUCAUUGAUCAAUGGAUCGGUUGUUUUUUGCAUUUUGGCAGCCAUGACUGCAUUUCUAAUGGUGGCUUCUUACUACAGUUGUAACGAGUCUACUGACUUUUUCUUCUCGACCUGGGGCUUCCAAUUCAUCAUUCCAGAUCUGCAACCUAAUGUGGGACUGCAUUGGUACUUCUACAUGGAAAUGUUUGACCAAUACCGAACCUUCUUCACCCUCAUGAUCAACUCAAUCACCCUUCUCAUUUGCAUUCCUCUUUGCUGGAAGUUUGCUGAUAAUCGAAUCGCUCCUGUUUACAGUGCAAUGUACUUUAUAGCAAUAUAUAAGUCCUAUCCUACUUUUGGAGAUGUCUCUCUUUGUCUCGCUUUGGUUCCUAUGAUAGCCCAGAACUUCUCCCUCAUGCGUAAUUUGCUCUUCACCUUCUUGCUGUUCCUCGCUUGUCUGGCUAGUAUGCCAGCUAUGUAUCACGUGUGGGUGGUGACCUUUAACCCCAAUUUUUUCUACGCCAUUUCGCUCAUUUACGGCACUGUGCAGAUGCUGAUUUGGUCUGAUGUCAUUUUUUCGAUGAACAGACGUGAAUUCCUCUACAGAAAUGGACUCAAGUAUCCAUUAGACGAAGAUGGAAAUUUGAAGAAAUUCACUCUUAUGUGAAAACCAAACAAUUGUCAAACUGAUGAAAAAAAUUUGAUGGCCACAAAAAGUGAUAAACAUCUGAUAGGUUUCUUUAGUCAAAAGAAUUUGCCAAAACAAAACAGUAAAAAAAAUUGACAGUUUUAAUUAGAUGAUUCAGAAUAAAUUAAAUUUUGGAAUUAACUAUCCGCCCUUGCAAAAAGGGGGAGAGAUUCGUUACUAGAUCCAAAAUGCGCAUUUGAUUACCCGUUGAAUUAUUUCAUUAUAGGGAUGGCCGAAGUACCAAAGGGGGAAGAAAUUGUUAAAGAAAUACAAAAUUUGUUUGUUAGUCAUGAAAAUUUUAUUGAAUUAGAAAUAGUUCCUUGGCAACCCUGUCUUAAACUAUGGAACGUUCGUAGACUUUCAAAGAAGCCAAAUAAGAUGAAACUAUGAUUUAAAUGACUGUUGCUUACUUUGUUACAUAUUGAUUUCUGUUGAACAGACAUAAGCUUAUUUGAUUUCCAACUAAAUUGCAUUCAUCUAAGAAGCUCAAUUAAAA
Messenger RNA from Symsagittifera roscoffensis, 1873 nucleotides. RefSeq names its product phosphatidylinositol glycan anchor biosynthesis class U protein-like. Gene Ontology annotation, cellular component: membrane; GPI-anchor transamidase complex. The record is from RefSeq and is a predicted model, not a curated record. The transcript has a single exon. Bases 1 to 1356 code for a protein of 451 amino acids. Gene Ontology annotation, biological process: attachment of GPI anchor to protein. Lineage: Eukaryota; Metazoa; Xenacoelomorpha; Acoela; Convolutidae.